GGAAGUAGUUAGGCAAAUAUAGUUUGAGAGAUCAACAAUCAAUACUCAGAUUAAUAGAGAUAUACAAGGGGAAAAAAAAACUCUGAGAAAUCUUGAUCUGAUCCCAAUAAUUAGUGCUUAUAAAUUGGCUAGAAAGAUGGCAGGAGGAGGUUUUGUAAGUGAUCAAGGUGGAAGGACGGUCGACUAUGCAGGCGGCAUUACUGCCUUUGUGGUGGUCACUUGUGUGGUUGCUGCAAUGGGUGGCCUCAUCUUUGGCUAUGACAUUGGAAUCUCAGGAGGGGUAACUUCAAUGGAACACUUUUUAAGAAAGUUCUUCCCUUCCGUCUACAGAAAAAUGAUGGACGAAACAGCUCGUGAAAGUGAAUACUGCAAGUUUGAUAGCGAGCUGCUCACAUUGUUCACCUCUUCCCUUUACGUUGCAGCAUUAAUAGCUUCCUUCUUUGCUUCUGCUGUUACGAGGGCUUUCGGCCGAAAAAUGUCCAUGUUUUUUGGAGGCUUGGUUUUCUUGUUUGGUUCUAUCCUAAACGGCGCAGCCAUCAACAUUGAAAUGCUUAUCAUUGGUCGCUUAUUACUUGGUGUCGGUGUUGGAUUCGCUAAUCAGUCGGUCCCAGUUUAUCUUUCAGAAAUGGCGCCAGCGAAGAUCAGAGGAGCACUCAACAUUGGUUUCCAGAUGGCCAUUACAAUUGGGAUUCUGUUUGCCAAUCUUGUCAAUUAUGGCACUGCCCAAAUCAAGGGAGGAUGGGGUUGGAGAGUUUCUUUAGGUCUUGCAGCUGUCCCUGCAAUAAUGAUGACCGUAGGAUCUGUGUUCCUUCCAGAUACUCCUAAUUCCAUACUCGAGAGAGGCUACACCGACAAGGCAAAGCAGAUGUUACGAAAAAUUCGUGGCACCGACAACGUGGAUGAAGAGUUCAAAGACCUAGUUGAUGCGAGUGAGGCUGCAAAGAAAGUGGAUCAUCCAUGGAAGAACAUCUUGGAGCCCAGAUAUAGACCCCAACUCAUUAUUUGCAUCCUCAUACCCUUCUUCCAACAGCUCACCGGCAUUAACGUCAUCAUGUUUUACGCGCCUGUUCUCUUUAAGACUCUAGGUUUCGGUGACAAUGCUUCACUCAUGUCUGCUGUUAUUACCGGUGUUGUUAAUGUCCUCGCUACUUUUGUUUCCAUCUUCACUGUUGACAAGUUUGGGAGAAGGAUUUUGUUCCUCGAAGGUGGCGCACAGAUGUUUAUAUGCCAGAUUGCUAUAGGAGUUUUGAUAAGUUUGACAUUUGGGGUGAGUGGCGAAGGAACCAUUACAAAAGGCCAAGCAGAUAUGGUUUUGCUCUUAAUAUGCACUUAUGUAGCAGCAUUUGCAUGGUCUUGGGGGCCUUUGGGUUGGUUGGUACCGAGUGAGAUCUGCCCUCUGGAGAUCCGAUCAGCAGGCCAAGCCAUUAACGUAUCAGUCAACAUGCUAUUCACAUUUUUUGUGGCUCAAGUUUUCCUUGCCAUGCUUUGCCACCUCAAGUUUGGUCUCUUCUUUUUCUUCGCUGUCUUUGUGUUCAUAAUGACUAUUUUUGCGUUCUUCUUCAUACCCGAGACGAAGAACAUGCCAAUAGAAGAGAUGAAUAGAGUUUGGAAGGCACACUGGUUCUGGAAGAAGUACAUCCCAGAUGAUGCUGUCAAUAUUAGCCACCGGGACAACUAUUAAUUUCACCUAUGUACGUACAUCGGGCCAGCUAAACACGGAUUUGGAUAUCUUAGAG
Juglans microcarpa x Juglans regia is the source of this 1736-nucleotide messenger RNA. Its product is annotated as sugar transport protein 10-like. Gene Ontology annotation, biological process: monosaccharide transmembrane transport. NCBI's taxonomy places the organism in Eukaryota, Viridiplantae, Streptophyta, Magnoliopsida, Fagales, Juglandaceae. Gene Ontology annotation, molecular function: monosaccharide transmembrane transporter activity. Gene Ontology annotation, cellular component: membrane. The coding region runs from base 137 to 1681 and encodes 514 amino acids. The transcript has 4 exons. The record is from RefSeq and is a predicted model, not a curated record.